Molecule: messenger RNA, 519 nt
Organism: Brettanomyces bruxellensis
Lineage: Eukaryota; Fungi; Ascomycota; Pichiomycetes; Pichiales; Pichiaceae
Exons: 1
Coding region: 1-519 (172 amino acids)
Biological process (GO): protein localization to plasma membrane; eisosome assembly
Cellular component (GO): plasma membrane; eisosome
Source: RefSeq, a predicted model, not a curated record
AUGCUUUCGUACGGAGAUAUCUCUUUGAGGUCGGUGAACUUCAUCUUUCUCAUUAUUGUUCUUGGUUUAAGUGGAUCUUUGGCUGCCACUACCAUCACACAGUCGAACUCACAAGUCAACUUUUGUGUUUUCGCAGCUGCAUUUGCUUUGCUUACAUCCACGUUUUACGGGUUGGCUGCAUACUUCAUUUCAUUCUUGGCAUCUCCUUUAUUCCUGGUCAUUUUUGACUUCUUGAACUUUGUGUUCACUUUUGCUGGUGCCACUGCCUUGGCUGUUGCAAUCAGAGUGCACUCUUGCUCCAACACAAAGUACCUAAAGUCCAACAAUGUCGCACAAGGAUCUUCUGACAGAUGCAGAAAGGCUCAAGCAACAUGUGCCUUCCUCUACUUUUCAUUUUUCAUCUUCCUAUUCUCGCUCGCAGUGCAAGUGAUCAGUUUAUUGAAGAAUGGACUUUUCGGAACAUCUUAUUCUCAAAGUCGGCAAGAACAGGUGUUCCUACACUGUCCCAGGUUUAAGUGA